Molecule: messenger RNA, 1679 nt
Organism: Folsomia candida
Lineage: Eukaryota; Metazoa; Arthropoda; Collembola; Entomobryomorpha; Isotomidae
Product: conidial pigment polyketide synthase PfmaE
Exons: 3
Coding region: 98-1465 (455 amino acids)
Biological process (GO): fatty acid biosynthetic process
Molecular function (GO): fatty acid synthase activity
Source: RefSeq, a predicted model, not a curated record
CAGACAGAUGUAUUGACGGUAUAAAUUGACGGUCAUAACAGGAUCAUGCAGGGUAAUACAGAUUUAAACUUUGGUAGUAAUCUAUUGUGUUGACAAGAUGACAGAUCCAACCAGGGAUGAAAUGCUGGCCCUCUUGGACGAAAUGGCACCGCAAGAUUCGUCCAAAACACCAGGAUUUGAAUACGUCCAAGAUAAUCCGGACGAUACCAAAAUCCUGCAUUUGUCAGCUCCAUCGCUUGUCACGUUGUCCAAUAAAAUUCGAGGAGUCGUUGACACCAAUAAUAAUAAGCAGAUUGACGAAAUUCCAAUAAAAAGAAACACAAAAUUUCGACAAGCAUUCCUCUACCAAAAUGUAUCCGACCUUGCUUUGACGACUCAAAAAUGGUUAAAAACCUACCAGCAAAGUACGAUCGGUCCCUCCACUGAGAAAAAAUCGAAGCUCUGCUUCAUCAUUACCUGUCAAGGGACGCAUUAUCCCUCCAUGGGGCUAAAACUGUACUCUUACUCCUCCCUAUUUCGACAGCAUUUCAAUACCUGUGCCAAAAUUGUGAAAACCGAGUAUGACGUGGACAUCAAGCAAUUUCUCGAGGAUCGUUCCGAGUCGCCAGACUGGAUGAAUUUUCCUCGAAAGUUUCUCCCUUAUCUGCUUGCCGUUCAAUACGGCCUAUUCAAACAAUGGGAGGCUUGGGGAAUUGUGCCCGACUAUGUUUUGGGCCUCUCAUUCGGAGAAUACGGGGCUGCAGCCAUGGCUGGAAUUUUAACGCUUGAAGAAGCUUUCAAACUGAUCAUGACGAGGGUGGAGCUCAUGACCAAGUUUAUCAAGGAGGAAGCAAUGUGUGUCGGGAUGAUGGAUAGGAAAACGAUGGAAAAAAUGCUAGAGGAGGCCAAGAAGGAAGUCGGGGAGGAUAUAAAACUGGAAAUUGCAGGGUUAAAUAGUCCCCUUCAAACGUGCCUGGUAGGGAGCAUGAAAUGGGCGUCGUAUUUUGCAGAAAUAUGUACAAAGAAUGGGAUAAAAAGCCAUCUCGUCCCGUAUCAUCCGUACCACUCCUCCUUAACGGAACCGAUUCUACCCGAAUUUCUCAAGACGACAAGCUCCGUGAAGUAUGAGAAGGCGAAAUGCAAAUUUAUUUCUACGGUCGACUGCAAACUGAAGGGGACAUUGGACUCCACAUAUUUUCUUGAUCACUUAAAGAACGCAGCAAACUUUAUGGGUGGAAUUGAGACGGCGUUGGGGGAGGGGAUCACCCAUUUCUUGGAGAUUGGACCACACCCCAUUCAGCUACAGAUGAUCAGGGAUAUUUUGGACAAUAAUGACCCCACAUAUAAAGAGAAGGACUACAUGUUCUUUACUUCCUUGAGGAGAAUGUUGGACGACAAGGUGUGUUUGUUGGAUACACUGGGACGAUUGUAUUCGAUUGGGCAUGAUGUAGACUGGAAAGAGGUGGAAAAAGUAUUCCCAGCUUGAUUUGCAUAAUCCGUAAUUCCAUAAUUGGUAACGUAUUGAAAUGUGUAUGUUGGACACAAAUACAUUAUGCACAAACCUCCAGCUAGUUUUAAUUGGAGAUAAAUUCUAUGCAUAAGAAUUUCUGUUACUUAAUUUUGUGUCAUUCAUUAUGUGUGAUGGCAAAUAACGUAAAGAAGGAUUGAAGAGAAUUAAAUCGAUAAAUAUAUUUCUGUAA